AUGAAUAUCACGACUAUGUUCGGGCCGCCACCGGCUGGCGUCAACCUCAAUGACAAUAGAGUUUGGAAGGACAACACAAUUGUGGCCGUGCUAUGCGCGCUUGCUUUUAUCACAGUGCUCAUGCGUUACUUUGUGAGGCUCUACCUCCAGGGGAUGAAAUUAGGUGCCGAUGAUUUUUUCGUUGGUGCAUCGGUUGCGGUUCUAGUGGUAUUGGUCUCUAUAUCUGUCUUCAGUGGCCACCAUGGGCUUGGUCGGCAUGUUUGGAGCACAACUUUGGAGCACAUGGUCACCAUAAAAAAAGGACUUUUUGCCUACGUCCUGAUAUACCUCGUCGAGCUGCUCAUUAUAAAAGUCUCGAUUUUGAUGUUCUAUCGCCGAGUUUUUAACAUGAACUGGAUGAUAUGGACAUGUCUCAUUUUUUCAUGCUGCUGGUGCACAGGCAGCAUGAUUGCAGCUCUUUCGGCCCCGAAGCCGAUCUCAUACUUUUGGAGCGAAAUGAUCAACCCUUCGUCUGGAAUAUGGCGAUAUAACUUUUAUUACUACUAUAUCGGCAACGCAGCAUCCAACGUGAUAUUAGAUGUUCUGAUCUUUAUAACCCCAAUACCUGUGGUGUGGAAGCUCCAGAUGCGAACCGGUCAGAAAAUCGCUAUAUGCAGUCUCUUCCUCCUUGGUGGAUUUGUAUGUGUCGCAAGCAUCGUCCGCAUCCAUUAUCUUACCUUCUUAAACGGCACCGAAGAUGUGACAUGGACAUUAAGCGAAGUGGCCGUGUGGUCAGUGGUUGAGCCGGCCAUCGGAAUCAUUUGCGCCUGUCUACCAUACCUACAGCCGCUGAUUCGAUCGACUAUCCGAAAAAUUUACAGCCAGCGUUCAAGAACAGGACGCAUUUCUUCAUCAAUACCAAAGUUAAAUGCCUCGCAAAGGCAUACGACCAGCAAACGGAGUGACCGUCAUGAGGCGUGGCACGGACAGACGCAGCAAGGACAUUUAAGGUCGAAACCUCUUUUCAUCUCAGACGAUGAUUGCAUGCGUUUGACCGCUCUCUCGACUCGUGUUGAGAUGGAAGACUCAAAUGACCGCGAGAGUGUCGAAGGGAAUCUUGACCCUAUGUCUAUUCGUGUGAAGAAAGAUGUCCAUUGGACCGUGGGCUAG
Messenger RNA from Penicillium salamii, 1149 nucleotides. NCBI's taxonomy places the organism in Eukaryota, Fungi, Ascomycota, Eurotiomycetes, Eurotiales, Aspergillaceae. The record is from the annotation of a GenBank genome assembly.